AUGACUGCCCUUCUAUACCUUGCCGCGUUCGCGCUGCUAGGACAAACGAAUGCAAUUGUAGAACUAAAUUGUAGUGACAAUGCUACGUGCAUUGAGCAAAUGGCUACGGAAUUUAUUAGCAGUAUUCGCCAGCAGAAGGCGGUUCGGCUAUUUGAUACAUUCACGAUCGAGCCGUUAGGGAAUUUGAGGCAGGCGAGAGGACAUAAGGAUCCUUUAACACAAAUGCUGACCAGCCACGCAAUUAGCUUCGACUGGAAUGAUUUUACGUUUAAGUUUUCAAAUGUUGAGGACAAGAGUGAAGCUAUGGACUUGGAGAUCUACGAGAGCAGGACUGCGGCUAAGGAUGACUCGGAAGAAGCUCCGAAGAAAUCUAACAGCAAAGUUGAAGAAGAGAAACCAGAGGACAAAACACCAAAGGGCAUUCGGCGGAAGCGACCAAAGCGUAGAGUAAUGCAAGCAGUAAUCCCUGUACUCUUCGGGAUGAAGUCAGCGGCUAUUGCCAUCUUCUCCCUGAUGAUUGUCACCGUUAUAACCAUCAAAGCGUUCUUCGCCAGCAAGUUGGCACUCCUGGUUACUGUUGGAAUGGCAGCCAAGAAACUGUACGAAAACUACACAAACGGUGCCGGCUUCCAAAGCCAACCAUAUCUAUACUCACAAUACCCGAUCGAAUUCCCGAGCGCCUCAUCGCACGCAUACUCUGUGAACGGAGUGAGUCCGCAAUUUGCUCCCGCUGAUCAACUGUACAGCCCAACUGGGCUAUCCCCUCAGCAAACACAAGAAAUUAUACAAAACCAGGAACCAAGUGCUCAGCAGUCGCAACAGGCGCCAGUAGUAUCUAACUCGACACGAGCUGCUUCAGAACGAUGGGAUGGGUACCGGAGGCGUCCAAUAUAUUUCGGAAGGUCGCAUACUACUUCAGGCUUUUAUUCGGCCUCCCACAGACGCCGCUAACAGCCCCUUCAAUGCCGAUGCCUUUUUAUUCAUUGCCGCAAAUGACAGACCAGAUGGCAAUGUUUAGCCCAACAAUGACAAUGCCAACAGUCUGACAAAAUUGGACAUCAGGAACGUUAAUUGGAUCAAGUGGCGUCAUUAAUUACUAAUCAUGCUAAAUGUCAGAUUGCCACGUCAACUUGGUCCUAAUUUUAAAUGACGUGGUGAUCUGACAUUUAGCAAUAACAAAAACCACAAUGUUUCCAAUUACUGGACAGAAUGAUUUGGUCUUUCUAACUCUUGUCCUUGUUAAAAUUGGAUUCCUCCAGCGAAUUCGAAGCAUUGUGGCAAUAUUGAUUUAAGACUGAUUUAAACUAAAUUGUUAUUUUAACUGAGGUAUUUUUGAGUGAGCCCGUCGACUUUGAGAUAAUGUUAGAUUAAUUAUUAAUUAAGUAAGUGUUGUUAAGGAUAUUU
Molecule: messenger RNA, 1404 nt
Organism: Leptidea sinapis
Lineage: Eukaryota; Metazoa; Arthropoda; Insecta; Lepidoptera; Pieridae
Exons: 5
Coding region: 1-951 (316 amino acids)
Source: RefSeq, a predicted model, not a curated record